AUGUAAAUGCUAUGUUAGACCAUAUGUUUGAGUGACGGAUUAUAAACACAACGAAAACUAAAUUAUUGGUCAACCAAUGAUUUAAAUUGGCAAAAACCACUGUUUUUAUUUGUUUUUACUUUUUGAGAAGCGAGGAGACACUUUAUUUGUUUGAUAAGCACCAUGAAUUCGGAAGAAGAUCGUGUAAAUGCGGACAGCGCAGUACGAGUUGCUGUAAGAAUCCGACCUCAAAUUCCAAGGGAGGUAAUCGAUAUGUGCCGGAUUUGUACGACAGUAACGAUUGGGGAGCCCCAGAUCUUCCUGGGAUCAGACAAAGCCUUUACCUUUGACUAUGUGUUUGAUAGCAACUCGAAUCAGUGUGAUAUAUAUGCGGAAUGUGUGGAGCGAUUAGUGGAGAGCACACUACAUGGCUAUAAUGCGACAGUGCUGGCCUACGGGCAAACGGGAUCGGGAAAGACUUAUACCAUGGGCACAGGCUUUGACCUUGAGUCCGAAUCGCCCGAAACGUCCGUUUCACUUGGCAUUAUUCCACGCGCUGUUCGCCACAUCUUCAGUGGCAUCGAGCGACUAGAAUCCUCGGACAGUUCAGAACUAACAGGAGAAGCUGGUAGCAGUCCGCCACACUUCAGUUUGGCCGUUCAAUAUAUCGAGCUGUAUAAUGAGGAUGUAUUCGAUCUACUGGAUCCAUUUAAUAAGAAUUCUAACUUUAAGAUACAUGAAGAUGCCACCGGACAGAUAACCAUAUCGGGAGCGUCUAUCAAGCCCAUUUCACAGCCACAGGAUGCCUUAAAAUACCUUCAGCAAGGAGCUUUGGCUCGCACCACGGCCUCAACAAAGAUGAACGAUCAGUCAUCGCGAUCCCAUGCGCUGUUCACGAUCUUUGUGCGUAGGCAGCGUGUACUUUCCUCCGUCGUAAAUCCGGCGGAGGAUAACGAUCUGGAAACUCUCACUUCAAAGUUCCAUUUCGUUGAUCUUGCGGGCUCAGAGCGACUCAAGAGGACACAGGCCACGGGCGAUAGGGCACGUGAGGGCAUAUCCAUCAACUGUGGGCUGCUGGCCCUAGGUAAUUGUAUUUCCGCUCUAGGGGACAAGUCCAAGCGAGCCUUGCAUGUUCCAUAUCGAGACUCUAAGCUGACACGCCUGCUACAAGACUCUUUGGGUGGAAAUAGUAAGACUCUAAUGAUAGCUUGUGUUUCUCCAAGCGAUCGCGACUUUAUGGAAACAUUAAACACCUUAAAGUAUGCAAACCGAGCGCGAAAUAUUAAGAACAAGGUUAAAAUCAAUCAGGAUCAAAGUUCUCGAACUAUAUCCCAGCUGCGCAGAGAAAUCGCCACCUUACAGAUGGAGUUAUUGGAAUAUAAGCAGGGAAAGCUUGUAUUGGAUUGCGAGGGAAACACAACUAUAUCGGAUACAUUUAAUGAGAAUACCAUGCUUCUGUCGGAUAAUAAGCGGCUACAGCAGCGGCUGAAGGCAAUGCAGGAAACCAUUAAUCGCUUGACGGAACGCAAUGCCCGAUUGCAGCUUGAAAUGGAUUCCAGAAAGUGGUCAAGUGAUGAUAAUUCAGAUGUAGAAACAACCGAACUGAUGGGCAAAUACUUAUUGGAAAUUGAGCAACUUCAGGCUAAACUAAUGGAGUCUGAGGAAAUUCAACGCCAAAUGGUGCCCCGAACCGUUAAGCCGCCUGUUUUUGAUGGAGACAUCAUAAGCAAAGCCAAACGAGGCUUGGAAAGGGAAAGAGAGCUAUUAAUGUCGCGUUCAUUGCCUGGAAAUCAACAGCAGAACAUCAGCUUGGACGAUGCAGAAGUUUGUAGUAGCGAUUCGGAAGAUGAGCGGACAGCCAGAGACAUGAGAGAGAUUGAUUAUGAUAUUGAGACAAAAUCGAAAUUGAUCGAACAGUUGGAGCUGAGCGAGGAGAGAAUGAAGUGUAUGCAAUUGCAAUACGAAGAACAAUUGACGAUUCUGAAAUAUAAAAUAUCGAAUACGGAAAAAGAACGCGACGAAAUGUUAACAAAUAUGAGUGCCUCUGUUUCAGUUCCAUCAAAGGACAGUUUAAAAAGAGUAAAGUUGGAUUAUGAAGGCAGAAUUUCUCAAAUGCAGCACGAAUUAAAAAGGUUACAGAAAACGCAGCGGGAACACCAACAGCAACAGAGACAGCUUAAGUCCAACGUUGUGCGGAUGAACACGUUACGCAGCGAGGUGGCUGAACUCAAGUUUGCGAAAGUAAAAUUAAUGAAAAAAAUGUCAGCACAAACAAGUCGUCAUAAAGAGGAGGACAACCGAAAAACAAAAGAAAUCGCUCAAUUAUUGAAAGAACAGCGUCGUCAGCAAAACGCCUUUACAUCUUUGGAAGCCAAGGUGAAUGCCAAGGACCAAAUCCUGAAGCGAAAAACUGAAGAGGUUAUUGCUCUGCGCAAAAGUCAACGUGGAAAGCCAGGACAAAGAGCGCUUAAAGUAUUUUCCAAAACUGCCGCCCUUGACGGAUUAACGUCUCGUACCACUCGCCAUCAUUGGGAGAAUCUGUAUCGCGCAAUAUCCCAUGAAGCCCGAAACAGGCAGAUGGUCAUGCAGUGGGAAAGGGAGCUAAAUCGUUUAGUCACUGAGCGAGACAAUUUUUGUCACGAGCUCAGAAUAUUAGAACUUAACAAGGGAGGAGCCGAUGAUGAUCUCAACGAAAGGGAGAAUUUGAAAAUCAACAUUUCCUACCUUGAACAGAAUAUUGAGCAUGUGCAGAAAGCAAUAAUGGAAGUGGAAGACACAAAGGACACUGGACCUAGUGAGGCGAAUAAGAUUCAGAGUCUUUUGGAUUCGAUUACGACUGUCCCCGAGGCUGUGUACAUUCUGGAGAAGCUGGCCGACAAUUCCAUCGUAAUGACGUGCAACUUGGCAAUUGCUCAAUCUCAUUUACAAGAGCACCAAUCGCUCCUAAAUGAAGCCCAACAGGAGAGUAGCAUACAACAGCAAAUAAUACAACAUUUUCUAGCCCAGAACAGCAAUGUGCAUAUAUCUGAGAUAUUCGAUUCGUUAAGUCUCAAAAGCAGUAACCUUUUACAUACUGCGAAUCCGAGUUCUCAAAAGUCAUUAGUUAGUAAUGCAACCUACGACAUACCGCAAGACGACAAGCUAUCAGACUCUUCAAAUGUGGAAAUGCGCAGGACGUCGAGUAGAAGCCCUUCACCAUUUGGAAACACAGACGCGUCCGAUAAAAGCCCCAAAGUUCGUAGACGUACAGCGAAACGGCAAGAUCUUUUAUUUGGCGACACUGAGUUUCCAAAUCUGGCUAAUAAUAAAAUGACGUGAUCGUGGAUGCGAAGAUGAUGUCAUGGACGAGAACUUCGCGUGAAAUUUAAGUAAAACAUCAAUCGAACAAAUAUUUUUUAAGCCGGGCUGCUAUUAAAAAACGUUAGAAGACUUGAUAAACG
This is a messenger RNA of Drosophila serrata, 3419 nucleotides long. RefSeq names its product kinesin-like protein 31E (gene Klp31E). Gene Ontology annotation, molecular function: microtubule binding; microtubule motor activity; ATP binding. Gene Ontology annotation, cellular component: microtubule associated complex. The record is from RefSeq and is a predicted model, not a curated record. Gene Ontology annotation, biological process: microtubule-based movement; mitotic spindle organization; spindle elongation. Lineage: Eukaryota; Metazoa; Arthropoda; Insecta; Diptera; Drosophilidae.